AUGCCACGGGAUGAUGUGAUGCACAGCAUUGUCCGAGAGCUUUUUCCGACAACGGUUGGGGAGGUGGUGCGAAAUCUUGAUGACGCCACAUCCAAUACUAGCUCAUCAAUAGAAGCGGUUACCGGUAAGGAGAUAAUUAAUAUCGCUGGAGGCAUGAAACUGGGGAAAAGCACUACAGCUAGCCUGUUCUCUGAGGCCAGACUGAUUUUGCUCCUCAAACCAGGCAAGAAUCCGAGCGAACCUGCUUCAUAUCGGCCAAUCUGCCUCAUCGACAAUGCAGGAAAAAUGUUGGAGAGGAUUAUAUGCAUGCGUUUGGAGCGAGCUAUCGCCACGGGAAGGGAUCUAUCGCCAAACCAAUUUGGCUUCCGCAAGGCCAGAUCGAUAGUCGUCUUGGGCCCUCUUCUGUGGAAUGCCAUGUAUGACAGCAUCCUGAAAUUAAUUCCCCCACCGAUUACGCACAUGGUAGGAUUCGCAGACGACAUUGCAGUCCUUGUCGUGAGAAAAGAGCUGAAGCAGGCUGAGACGGUUUGCAAUUAG
Molecule: messenger RNA, 537 nt
Organism: Drosophila albomicans
Lineage: Eukaryota; Metazoa; Arthropoda; Insecta; Diptera; Drosophilidae
Exons: 2
Coding region: 1-537 (178 amino acids)
Source: RefSeq, a predicted model, not a curated record